Drosophila simulans is the source of this 2304-nucleotide messenger RNA. RefSeq lists its product as uncharacterized. The record is from RefSeq and is a predicted model, not a curated record. The transcript has 2 exons. The coding region runs from base 154 to 741 and encodes 195 amino acids. Lineage: Eukaryota; Metazoa; Arthropoda; Insecta; Diptera; Drosophilidae.
AAAACUUUGACCUGCAUGCGUAUUACUGUGCAGCCCUGGAAAAGUUAUUGGAAAUAUUAAUUAGGCAGCCCUGGUAGCGUCUAAUUUACGUAUGUAUGCGUUUCAUUUGUAACUGAUUUCAACGUUAUUCGAUUUAAUUUUGCAAUUUCGAACAUGAAUGUGGACAAAGCCAGAGACGAGAUGCUUGAGAUGUCCGAGCAGGUGUGGAAGGAUGCGGAGCAGUGGCAAAGAGGUAUCCACAAUGGUCAGGCGAUCAUGAGGCAGAUCAGGGCCAUAUAUCUUAAGCUCUUCACCGCGGAGAACAAACUGAACAACGCGGACUCGCGUAAGGGGCUCCAGUCCACAGAGAAACGGUUGAAUUACUUGUACCAACGCCUCCAACGUCCGCUCGCCACGAUAGGCAACAUUUUGAAAGCCCUGACCGGGAUCAGGGACAACACUGCCAGGAUGUUGAACCGCUUGACCCUAUUCAUGGACGAUGAAACACUGGCGCAGCACAGGAUUCGGCCCAAGCUCGAGAGUUCCAAGCUCCUGAUGAUGCUGCAGUUCCUAAGCCACCGUUACGAUACCGAAUGGGAGGUCAAGGAAAUGGUCGUGAACGACUUGGAGAGAAUCAGCAACUCCUAUGAACUGGAUCUUGCGAUUCAGUGCUGGAGCACUUGCAGUCACGCCGGAGGUCCGGAGUUCGCCAAGAUGAUGCGCGAAUAUUACCAGAUCAUUGAUCGCCGGCAAUCUUUUUGAAGACCUCCUGAAACGAAGUUAAGUCCUUUGACGAGUAUCUCAAUAGGGUUCAUUACAUGUUAAUCCACUAGUUUAAGAAAAAAACUUAAAGCUUUGAAUUUGAUGUUAGUUUUAUUUGAAAAAUGGUUUUUUAGUUUGUAUUUGUUACCGCCUGUUUGCCAAACAAAUCAAUAAUCUGUAAAGAAAUUACAAAAAAUUUGUUGUUCCUUUUUGUGUCGGUUUUGCUUUGCACAUUUAAAAUUUGACCCUCUUUUUGACCUUUGCUAUUUGCUCAUCAAUUUUGUUCUUGUUUCGUUUCUGACUUGGUAGCAAAACAAAACUUAAUUGUAAUUUUACUACAACAACAUUUUGUUUUUGCCCUUUAAUUUAAUUGUAUAUAUUAUAUAAUAUGCAAUUCUGUAGCUAGAUUUUGACAUUCAUGUUCUCGUACCAAUCUCGAUAUAUACUUGUAUAUAUAUAGUGUGUGUAUGGUGUCUAUAACAUGCGCUCUUUUGUUUUAUAAACAAAUGUCCGUGUUCACUUCAAAUUGCUCCACGUCCUCCGAUUUUGGGGAUUUUCUUUUCGGGAUUCAUCGAUCGAAUGUCCUCGAAACUAAUUUAACUUAAUAAUUGCAUACUAGGCUAGGCUAGUAAAUGUUUUCCUCGCCAACGCUUAAUGCACUUUUUUGUUUGUAUUUUCCUUUGCUUUGUGGUUUCUUAUGUUUUGUGUUGUUUGUUUAAUUUUUAAUUAGUUCUCAAGCCUGGAACUUGCCCUAAAUUAACUUUACAAUGAACGUGUAUAACUUGUAGUCGCUCGCAUUUCCUCAACUUAAUCUCCAAGUGAAUUGUGGUUGUUCUUAGUUUAAUCUAAUCCGUAUUUAGAAAAUGUUCAACUCGUAAACUGAGUUUUGUUUAUUAAAAAACUGUUCCCAUUUUGGUUUUAAAUCCAUAUCCAUAUAUAUUUUUUCCAUUUGUUUUCUAUAUUUUUUUUUUUUGGUUUGGUUUGCUAUGAAUGCUUGUUGUCAAUUGUUGCAGUAAAUGUUUCGAGUUGGUUUUCAUAUUUAAUUUUUCCGUUUUCAUGAAUCAUUAAACAUUUGUUGUGCUUUACACUUAAUUAUUGCUAUAAUUAUUUGCUUUUAUUGGCGCCCGGGCUUUUCGGUUUCCCGGGAAAUGAGUGAGAGAGUGUGUGGCAACUGAAACCUUAGCUAGGAAAAACUCGGCAAGCACGAUAAUAUCGAUCUCUAGAAAAUGAUUGUAAGCGGUUCCUUAUUUACAGCGGUGCACUUGCGUGAUAUAUAGAUAUGGGUAUUCUACGUGGGAUCUGGGCUAGUUGGGGCUCUGAGCGAUAGGAUACGGAUGCGGAAUACGGAGGCGGAAUCAAAUGAAAUAAUGAUGAACAAACAGGUUUGCAAACAAGUUCGGUUUAUUACACAAAUAAAAAGAAUACUAAAUGAAAUCGAAACUACUUAAAAGAUACGCGUGUGUGGUGUUGUGUGUUUCUAUGUUGGUGUUGGUGUUGAUAAUUACUAGAAAACGUCUUUGUAAUCGUAGGUUUUGUGGUGUACACAAUUUACGCUAAUUAAAA